This is a messenger RNA of Pollicipes pollicipes, 3515 nucleotides long. RefSeq names its product galanin receptor type 2. Gene Ontology annotation, molecular function: G protein-coupled receptor activity. NCBI's taxonomy places the organism in Eukaryota, Metazoa, Arthropoda, Thecostraca, Pollicipedomorpha, Pollicipedidae. The transcript is spliced from 8 exons. Gene Ontology annotation, biological process: G protein-coupled receptor signaling pathway. The coding region runs from base 84 to 1349 and encodes 421 amino acids. Gene Ontology annotation, cellular component: plasma membrane. The record is from RefSeq and is a predicted model, not a curated record.
GCUGCGUCUCCUGUCCGGCGGCAGCGCCGAACGCCAGCAGGCACGGCCAGGGCGUGGCCUUCGCGUACGACGACCCGGAGGAGAUGCUCAAGCCGUGGCGGUUCAUACCGCAGUUCGUGCCCGUCAUCGUGACGCACGGCAUCACAUUUGUGCUGGGCGUCAUUGGCAACACGCUCAUCAUCAUCGCACUCAAGAGGGACACGCGCACUCGCAGCGCCACCAGCGCGUUCCUGAUCUCGCUGGCGGUGGCUGACCUGCUGCUGCUGCUGCUCUGCGUGCCGCUCAAUACGGCCGAGUACUUCCUGGUGACGUGGGGAGGCGAGGGCACCGUUUGCCGGCUGGCCUCCUAUGUCGAGAUGCUCUCUCUGGUCGCCUCCGUCCUCAACCUCACCGCCGUCAGCUUCGAGAGGUACCUGGUGGUCGUGUACCCGAUGCGGUCCCGGUCGCUGUGCACCCUGCGGAACUGCCGGAAGGCGCUGGUCGUCGUCUGGGUGCUGUCGCUGCUCCUCACCGUUCCCGUGCUCUUCUCAAGGAGGAGCUACCCGUACACGUACUACAACAACGAGACGUCACUCACCCUGUACAAAUGUGACGACGUGACCUCCGGCAACCUACACCUGCUGUUGGCCGUUUACCAGCUCGUCAUCACCUUCGUCAUCCCGCUGAUCCUCAUGUCCUUCUUUUACACCUGCGUCAUCCGCGUGCUGUGGACGUCCACCAAGACCAUCUCGGAACUCACCACCAGCUACAGCAGGCUGAGCCGGGCAGCCAGCCAUGAGCCGCCGAGCCUGCCGUCGUUCCAGCUGGCCACGGGCGUGCACAGCCUGACGCCGGCCAGUCCGGACACCACCACCGUGCACAGCUGCCUGUUCCAGCACCAUCGCACGCCCGAGACCAUCAAGAACGCCCGCAAGCAGGUGAUCAAGAUGCUGAUCUUGAUCAUCGCGUUAUUCAUGCUCUGCUGGGGCCCGCGCCUCAUCAUGCGCCUGAUGAUGGUGCUCGGCCUACCAUUCUACUCCAACAGCACCUACUCGCUCAAGGUCGCAUUCUACCUUCUGCCUUUUGUGCACUCCUGCAUGAACCCCGUCAUUUACACACUGAUGUCGACCAACUUCCGACGGCUGCUCUCCAACAGCUCAGCAGUCAAAUACGCCAGCCGCUGCUGCCGAGGCCCGGUUCAGGCGGCCUCACGAGGCGCGGCCCGGGCGCGACAGUCGCCGCCUGUGAGGUUUCCUCCCGACCCCACCAACACCAGAGAGCCGAUCUCUCUGCGGACGGCCGCGGCGUGCUCGGACCUCGAAAUCGAGCUGGGACUUCGGCUGGGCUCGAUCGGGGCCACGGCCGACUAGGCCGGCCACGGGCUGGACGUGGGGAGGGGACCAGAAGCGGACGCCCCUGACCGGGUCAGCUGACGGCGGUCCCGAGUCGGUCGCCGGACUGACCGGCUGGGGUGAGAUCACCGCGGCAGGCCCUCUGGAGUGGGCGCCCUGACAGGGCAUGUGCGGGCGGAAACCACGACAGGACGUGUGGACCGCACCGGAGAUGCAGCGCGAGCGACCGGACGUGGGUGGAGCCGUCCACGGAGGGUUCGGUCCCCAGUCGGGGUAGUGUGGUCCGGAUCAGACCGGCUCCUGUCAGCCGGCCGGCCACGCGCCUGUUCUGCGAGGCCGGAGAGGUCGAGAGAUCGCUCGGAUCUCCGCUCUGCUUCUGCGCCAGCGCAGCGACAUCGGUGUAUCGACGACCGCGGAUCUGGCGGUCCCAGCGGCGCCACUGGGCUCCCUCAGAGGCCGCCGGGACGUGUGCGUGUGCCGUUGCUGACCCUGCAUUGCCACUUCUUGGAGAGGAGGUCUAGGACGUCGCUCGUCGGUGAAUGAUCUCGUCGCUCUAAUUUCGCGUGUGCUUGGUAGGCAGAUGAACAAGCUGCUUUAUUUGUUUUUAUUGAAACCUGUUGGUGUGUCGGUGGCUCUAUACAAUGCAUUGUGGGUACAACUACGUAAGUGAAUUCUAUUUUCUCAGUGGCAGGCUUGUUAGAUGUUUACACGACAUUUUUGUACAACAAACGGGCAGCAAUCUUUACAAGGUAUAUUUGGAUCAUGGCUGGUCAUUGUUUAUCUGUCGCGUGUUGCACUGAGUGCUUGUAUUUACGUCACACUUUCCUGUGGUAUAGCUGGGGUGUGCUGACGUGGCUACUGAUGAAAUGAAUACGGCGUAAAUUGGUGGUACGGUCCCGGUUGCCAUGUAAAUAUAUGUAUGUCGUCAAUCGGAGCCAGGUGCCGCCUUUCCGUGACGCUCCUUACGCUUUGUACAGACCAUGCAACGUAUUGAUUUCGCGUGAAUGUCACAUGAACCUUCACUGAUAUGCGCUCACACACGCGUGAGACACGAAUGUUUGUCGCGUCCAUAAUAACGUGGCACGCAUGUCCAGCAUACUGUUCACGGUCCGUUCGUGCGACAGCUCGAUCAAGCUAUUUCUGACCACACAGCGCCGUUAACACUCGUGGCCAGACACGGCCAAGCCGGGCGGGCCGAGCCUCCGGCGCCGUGGCCUGACCGGCGUAGAGCCGUCCCCCGCAACACAAAGUAGCACACUGUCAGCGCACGACGUGGCCGCACGCAGGGCUGGCGCGCGGGAGCUGCCCGCCGUCCGCCUGAUGGCCGCCAAGUGACGUCUAAUGUGGCGCGGCCGCGACAAAGCCCCGCAGCUGACUGACACAAUUACUGUACGGCCGGCCGCUCGCCGUCGGUUCCCUAUUGACGCCGAAUUGCGCCCGACUGCAGGGCGCAUUGUCAAUGCAGUAAUGGGCGCCGACACAGGCACGUGCCGUCCCUGGCGAACGUGCCGGUCCUUACCCGAUGGCCCCGGCGCUGGCGGCGGACGGGCCGGUGCGCAGCAGGGGACGCUCACGCUCGCGUGCCGGUGGAGGGCCGGCGAGCCAGGUGAACACGCUGGACAGGACACCCGUCAUCUGACAGAUGACACGUCGGACAGAUGACGCUUUUGCAAUUAAAUCCUGGCUCCUAAUUAUCCCGAGAAGCCGUCGGAAGAAGUGCGUUGAACGGGCUUAAUUUACGUAAGCUAAUACCAGCCAGCUGUAAAACUAUUAUGGGCUUAGCCCAAUGCUUUGAAAUGGUCUGCGGCUUUAAUGUCAGGAUAGGAUUUUCCCUGAAUUCCACAUCUUCCAAAAAGAGCUACCGCUGCGGAUGAUAUUAUUCCGCUCGUGACGGCUUUGCACCACGGGCACUAAUACAUCACUCCGCGCGACCUCGUGCUGCGCACACGAAAGCUGGGGUCGGUCACUCAUCUGAACAGUCACCUGUCAUCUCUGGGUCACCAUCUGUCUGGUCUGUGGUCCAUUUGCCGUGGCGGCUCGCCUCCGCCUCCGCCGCCGCCGCCUCGUCCUCUCCACUAACUUUGAGCGAGUGCGGUCCGGGCGGCGGCUCCUCCUGCUCCUCGACCCCUGCCGUCCGCAGCAGCUCGGAGCGGCCGCGCUGUAUGACGUAGGUGACGGGCCGCG